GUACUAUGACGACCGUUGCCGGGUGCAGUUCACUGCGGAUCAACAGGGGGCGUUCAGCUUCGUCACCACGAUGCCGGGGAAGUACAAGCUGGGGUAUUACUACCGCCCCGCACACAUCCACUACCGUGUGACUGCGCACGGGUACCGUGAGGUCGUCACGCAGCAGUACUUCUCCCACGACACGUCGCUCGGCGUGAACGACCCGUGUGAUACCUGCAACUCCGGCAGCCCCGAGCUGAUUCUGGACGUCCGGGCUCCCACCGCAGACGACCUGCUGCAGAUAGCACAACUCGUCAGCUUUCCCGUCAACAAGGUCGUGGAGUUUAACCCCGUCAUGAGCCACUAGUGACCAUGACAGCAUCUAGACACAUACAAG
This is a messenger RNA of Branchiostoma belcheri (Belcher's lancelet), 376 nucleotides long. RefSeq names its product chlorocatechol 1,2-dioxygenase-like. The transcript has 2 exons. The record is from RefSeq and is a predicted model, not a curated record. NCBI's taxonomy places the organism in Eukaryota, Metazoa, Chordata, Leptocardii, Amphioxiformes, Branchiostomatidae. Gene Ontology annotation, molecular function: ferric iron binding; oxidoreductase activity, acting on single donors with incorporation of molecular oxygen, incorporation of two atoms of oxygen. The annotation marks the transcript as partial.